This is a messenger RNA of Sitophilus oryzae (rice weevil), 1809 nucleotides long. RefSeq names its product ribonuclease inhibitor-like. Gene Ontology annotation, cellular component: perinuclear region of cytoplasm; nucleus; cytosol. The record is from RefSeq and is a predicted model, not a curated record. Lineage: Eukaryota; Metazoa; Arthropoda; Insecta; Coleoptera; Curculionidae. The coding region runs from base 469 to 1791 and encodes 440 amino acids. Gene Ontology annotation, molecular function: GTPase activator activity; small GTPase binding. Gene Ontology annotation, biological process: activation of GTPase activity; nucleocytoplasmic transport. The transcript is spliced from 3 exons.
GUUAUGAAAUUCACGUAACAUUGACAUUUUUCAUUGUUUUAUUUACAUUUGACUAUUAGAUACCAGCGAAAUUGCGAUGCUCUCAAUAUGUGCUUAACGCGUAUCCAGAAAACGAUUCACACAGCAACGAGAAUACCAAAAUCGACUGCUCGGCGUUCCGCUAAUCGCAUGCUUUCGCUCAUCGCUUUGAAAGCGUAACGUUUUUAUGUCAGAGUUCCGCAAUUCGUGAUUCGCAAGUGUAUGAAAGGGGCUUAAACCUACCUUAAAGUCGACAUUUUUCUUAUUUGUUCAAAUACGUCACAAUUAUCAAAGGUGCAAAUGAAGGUUUUCAAUCUACCAAAUAUUUCAAUUUAUUAUGUCGAUCAUACCUAUAUUUGGAAGGUGCUAAUCAAAGGAUCUGUCAUUCUCUGUUCAUUCUGUCAAUUUAUUAUUUGACACCCAGAUUUUGUGUACUAUUUUACAUUAAAAAUGACGAAAAAAAGAAUUGAUGAGGUAUUUUUUCUGCUAUUUUGUGAGAAAAAUUCCGAUGGAACAAAACAUUUAAGACUAUUGGGUAGAGAACUCUAUCAGCGAGUAGGCAAAAGACUGGAACCUGAGGAUAUGUUAGAGCUUUCUAAUUUUUUAACAAAAUAUCCUGAAGUUAAAUCUGUGGAUCUUGCAUACAAUAACAUUGGAGAUUAUGGAAUAGAAAUUUUAGCCGAGAAUUAUUUUAGUCAGGCAAAUAAUUUGGAAUAUUUAAAUGUCAUGCAUUGUGACAUUAAUGUAAGAGGAAUGAUGUUACUAUCUGAAGCGAAUUACUUAAAUCUAAAAGAACUGAGACUGGUUGGCAAUAAAUUGGGAAAUUAUGGAGCACGAUACAUUGGCCGAUUUAUAGAAAAUUGUACGAGUUUAGAAACAUUACAUAUUGGGGAAACAGAUCAAACAUUGGAAAGUAUUGAAUCCUUGUUGAUUGUUAUUGAGAAAAGUUCAUUGAGAAGCGUCGAUAUUUCCAGAAUAAUUCCUCAGACUUUUUAUUCCAGUUAUAGUGAUUCAAUUCUAGCUGAUGACUUAGCAGUACUUUUAAAAUUAAAUGAUACUUUGGAGGUUCUUCAAGUGCAGAAAUGUGAAUUUGACGGUCACGAUGUUGAGUUAUUGUUGAGUGGAUUAAAAGUUCAUAGAAACCUUUAUAUGCUUGAUUUAUCAGCGAAUAGAAUUGGAGAUCAUGGUGUUAAUCUUUUGUCCACUUGGCUAAGAACCAGACCACUUUUAAUUGCUUUAAAUAUAUCCUCAAAUGAUAUAGGAACUCGCGGAGCACAAUCAUUGGCACUGGAUCUUCCGUUUUCAAGAUUACGGUUGUUGGAUCUUCAUAAUAACAGGAUAGGCGAUCAAGGCAUAUCAGAUAUCAUAGACACCUUGAAGAAAUCUGUUCAAAUACGUAUGCUCUUUAUUUGGGGUAAUGUGCUAAGACACAGAUCUUUGAGCAAAUUGGAUAGAGCAAUCAAGGCUGGUGUACUAAAUCAGGAAUGUGUCGAUGUCAGAGUAUACGCAGCAGAUGGAAAAUUAGAAGCAGCAUACUAUUCAACAAAUCGCUAUGUUCAGAUGUUUUAUUCCGUUUCUAGCUAUGGAUUCCCACCUGAGUUAAAGAUUAUUAAAAACCAAAUAGCCGCACCAGAUGCCAAGCCUCGCGCACUUAUUGAUCUAGAUUUUAUCGAUAGAUACCCACCGGUUGACGAAACUUUGACAUCCCAAGAAAAAAAUGAUAUUUCGAAUAUGGAUUUGGAAAGAGAACAUAGCAAUAAUAAAUGUGUCUAGUAAACAUUAAUAUUUUUA